CUCGGAGCAUCAGCCAGUUUUCCUGCCUCCCUCCCAACCCGGCUGUCCCUCCUUCCCUGCCCAAGCCCUCACCUCGCUCCACAGCCCAGGACAGGGACCAUUCCUGGGAGGACAGUGGAGGAGCUGCAGGAUGGAAGAGAAAAGCAAAAUGCAGACAGAGAAGCACCUCACGGGAACGCUGGUCCUCUCUGUCUUCACUGCAGUGUUGGGCUUCUUCCAGUUCGGCUACAGCCUGGGUGUCAUUAAUGCCCCCCAGAAGGUGAUAGAGGCACACUACAGGCACGUGCUGGGCAUCAUCCCCCUAGAUGGACACGCCACCAACACCUCCGGGGAGGAUGGCACAGACCCCCAGGCUGGCACCAAGGGCACGCUCGCACCCCUGGCUGACACCAGCGAGGACCUGGCCACCUCCCCACACAUCCUCACCAUGUACUGGUCCCUCUCUGUCUCCGUGUUUGCCGUCGGUGGCAUGGUCUCCUCCUUCACCGUGGGCUGGAUCGGCGACCGGCUCGGCAGGGUGAAAGCCAUGCUGGUGGUGAACGUCCUCUCCAUUGCUGGGAACCUCCUCAUGGGGCUGGCGAAAUUUGGGCCGUCUCACAUCCUCGUCAUCGCCGGGAGAGCAGUCACGGGGCUGUACUGCGGGCUCUCCUCUGGACUUGUGCCCAUGUACGUCAGCGAGGUCUCUCCCACGGCCCUUCGGGGAGCGCUGGGGACGCUGCACCAGCUUGCCAUUGUCACAGGGAUCCUCAUCAGCCAGGUUCUUGGACUAGACUUUCUCCUGGGCAACGAUGAGAUGUGGCCCCUGCUCCUCGGUCUGUCUGGCCUGGCUGCCCUGCUGCAGUUCUUCCUGCUCCUGCUGUGCCCCGAGAGCCCCCGAUAUCUUUACAUCAAACUGGGGAAGGUGGAGGAAGCUAAAAGAAAUUUGAAAAGGCUUAGAGGAAACUGUGACCCAAUGAAAGAGAUUGCAGAGAUGGAAAAAGAAAAGCAAGAAGCUGCUAGUGAAAAGAAAGUCUCCAUAAGACAGCUUUUCACCUCUUCCAAGUACAGGCAGGCUGUCAUCGUGGCACUGAUGGUGCAAAUAUCCCAGCAGUUCUCGGGAAUCAAUGCGAUCUUUUACUAUUCCACAAACAUUUUCGAGAGAGCUGGAGUUGACCAACCAGUUUACGCAACCAUCGGUGUUGGAGUGGUGAACACAGUUUUCACUGUUAUCUCUGUCUUUCUGGUGGAGAAGGCGGGCAGGCGGUCCCUGUUCCUGGCUGGAUUGAUGGGCAUGUUAAUAAGCGCCGUGGCCAUGACAGUUGGACUUGUGCUCCUGAGCGAGUUUGCCUGGAUGAGCUAUGUCAGCAUGGUUGCGAUCUUCCUCUUCGUCAUCUUCUUUGAAGUCGGGCCUGGGCCCAUCCCCUGGUUUAUUGUGGCCGAGCUGUUCAGCCAAGGCCCACGUCCUGCCGCCAUCGCUGUCGCCGGCUUCUGCAACUGGGCCUGCAACUUCAUCGUGGGAAUGUGCUUCCAGUACAUAGCGGAUCUGUGUGGACCGUACGUGUUUGCGAUCUUCACGGCCCUGCUCCUACUCUUCUUUCUGUUUGCCCACUUCAAAGUCCCGGAGACGAAGGGGAAGUCCUUUGAGGAGAUCGCAGCUGUGUUCCGCCGCAAGAAGCUCUCGGCCAAAGCCAUGACUGAGCUGCAGGACCUGCGAGCCAGUGAGGAGGCAUAGCCAUCCCACCCACCCAGAAAGGAGGGACUGGGCAUGGACCUCCUUCAGGCACCGUGGGCAAAAGUCUCAUUUCACAAAAACCUCACAGCUGGCAGACCAGGAGGACCCAUCCACUGCAUUCCUUCCGGCUGCCGCGGUUCACACCUCCCAGGUGCUAACCUGGCAUUUUGGUCUGAGACACUUGGUACAACUGUACUGCAGGAAGAGCCAGGGAAAGGACAGGAGGAGUAUGUUACCUGUGUGUCUCCAUGUCCCUCUGUAAGACCCCAGCAGGACAGUGAUGUUAUCACAUGGCCAAGCAGGGCCAUGGCGCAGCUGGAAUGAGGGAAAGAGGGGUUGGCUGAUGCUGCAGCCUCAUGUUUUCACCUUUUUGUCCCAUGCUUGCUCCUUCCUUCUCAUGAGUGACUUGGUGCUUUGAGAAGCCAACUGCUACUGCAGUUGUGCCCCCAGCACACAGCACUGAUCGCAUGGGGUGCCAAGGAAAACAGGUCAGGCAAACUCCCCCUUACUUGUGCCUAUGCAGAGGAAAAAGGUGGAUCCCACCUGAACCUCACUUGCUUUGCUGUCUGUGCAUUAUGGAAAUGCUGUCCGAUCUCAUAAGGAUUUCCAAUCACAACAUUUUUUAGGAGAAUCUUAGAAACUGUGGCUGGGCUGAUGGGCAUUUUUUUCCUUAUGUUUCAGCCAAACUAUUUAGCACCCUCUUUCCUCCUAGGAAGCCUCUCCUCCCUCCCUUCUCCCUGCUGCAGCACAAGGCAAGCACAAUACUGACCACACAAGGGGCCUGGGUGCUCCUGACCCCAGGGUGAGGAGACCCAAGUCCUGCUGCCAUCCCUCCCAUGGUGUGACUACUGCCAGGUCACCUCCUUCCCCAUCCUCUGUGCCUGCCUUCCCUUCCUUUUGUACAGUGCUCAGACCCACAGGCUCCAGCCUGCGUCAAGGGCUUGGGCUGCCCAUACUGUAACAAUUAAUGAUGACCCAAAGAGGGAAUGGGUGCUGGAGGGUUAACUGGAAGGUGCCCACUGAUCAGACCCCCACUUUGCACCACUUAGGAUUUUGCUGGCUGGAUGUGCUGCAGCCAAGAAGUGCAAGCAGGAGGUCAUGCUGUUUCCAUAGCCUUGUUUGUGCUCCUUUUGCUUCUUUGUGAGACAUUUUUAUGUGACAGAAUCAAACUCCAUGGAUUUUUCUUCCUUUUUUGGGGGGAUAUCUUGGAACCACUGUAAAAGCCUGCUCUCUGUUUGCUUGACUUUUAAGAUUUGCAUGUUCUUUGUUGUGAUACCAGGUUACUUUCUAGCAACUUUCUCAGGAUAGAAACCCAUUAUUUAUUUAGAGAUGAAACACCAGCAUUGCUGGGUUGCUGUGAGCUCACCACGCUGAUGGUGAAGCAGUGGCCAAAAUGUAACAGAGGAUCAAGCAUAACGAAAAGCACAGAACAGAUGGGCCAAGGAGGAUCAUGCUGCUGCUGUGGGUUUGGUUUUAGGGAAUGUUCAUGCUCCUUUCCAUGUGCCUGAACGUUUUUCCUUUGUGGACUUUACUUUCUUGGUACUACAACUCUAAAGCAAAUUCUGGUCCCUUCCAAGUGACUGGAAGUGCAGCCAUGAGGUCCUUUGGGAGAAGUGCCUGGCCCCAGUGUGUGCACUGAAGCAGUAAGAUUGCACCAAAGGCUUUCCCGGAGUGACUGCUGGGAUUUAACUAGAGGAGAACUGGGUCAGUGCUGUCAUGUGCUACAGCAGUGAGGAUUCCAGGUCUGACAUGGGGCAUGCAGGGAUCUGGGAACCAGGGCCCAGGCUAGGGUGGAGAAGAGAGCAGCAGAGCUGGGGCACAGAUCUGAGUGGAACCCUCUGUCUGUGUGCUGCAAACAGGUCCUCCCAGGUGAGACCAGCUGCCACAGCAGGCUCAGAAACUCUCCACAGUGUUUACUACAGGUAGUUAAAUAUUAUAACUGAUUGUCUGAAUGUAAAAGAAGGGGGGGAAAAAGAGAUGGGUUCUUGCUUUCAGUAAUGUUAUCUAUGUCUGUUAGAUAAAAGUGACAGUGAACACCAUCUAUGGUGUGUGUUGGCCUGUGCUGUUGUUUUUUUCCCUCUGUACAUCUCAGACAUGUGUUCAGUGCCAGACAGGACCUAUUACACAUCUGCUCCAUGGGUGGUAAAUGCUGUGCAAGCCCUCAGCCAAACCCCCUUAAACGGAUGGUACAGAGGUGAGACUGGGGUUGGAGGCAGACCUGGAGCCGGUGUGAGCUGGCUCUGUGUUGGGAUCAACCCUCACUGGAGGUGUGCUGGUGUCUGGCCCCAGCUGUCCCCACUCCCACUUCAUCCUGCCGUGAAGCACCUCUGCUUCAUGGUGCUGGUGCAGCUUAAAACUUGGUGCUGGGGCCUCUCUAGGCACGACUGUCAGGAGGAGCAUUUGGGGAGAGGGCUCUGAGGGAGGACCCAGCCAGGCUGGGUUCCCAGUCAUCAUACAGGUGGUCCAAAACUAUUUUGCUAAAUUUCUGCUAAUCUUUGUCCUAAUGCCUGCAGGGCACCAGUGACUGCCAGCAACUCAGCAGUGAAGGGCCAUUUAUUGAGCAACACUGAGCAGCCAGUCCUUGUUUUCUCAUGUCACUGGCGAAUGAGAAUAGAAAGCCUGAUUCAAUUACUGUACUGCAGCACAUAAAUUAGUUUAACAAAGCCCUGCAACAUUAACAUUACCCAUAGCUAUAUCCCUGAACUUCCCGGAAGAUCUGCCUGAGGGUUCAGAAACGCUUAAGGAAAAUAGAGUUUCAGGUUGUGCUUCCUCGCAGCAGCUGCUGUGUGGAAGGGAAGGGAGUCUUCUCUUUCCAGCCUAGGACAGGAUGAGCAAAUCUUGGCACUGCUGACCCUCUGUCCUCCCUAUGGCUGCGGUGGAAGGAUCAAGCUGGGCUGAACUAUCACAAGAGCACUUUUACCGUAUGGCAACGCAGGGAGGGGUCAUUUGAGUCGAUAUGUUUACUUAUGUCUUGUCCCAUCAGGCCAGUAAUUAGAACUGUACACUUUAUCUGUCCUUGCUACAUGCAAGUUCCAGUUAAAACUUGUUCUUGAGAUACAGCUUGUUGAACUAUUAUUUUUACCUCUCACUGUUACAGUUUUACUAAGUCGCUAAUCAUUAAGAAAAUUGAGAAGACUUAUUAGCUAAAUGGUUGUUGCAUUUUAGUUAACGUGCAAAAUAUGUUCUCAUACCAUGCCUCGCUAAUAAUGCAAUAUAAUUAAUAAUCCCUGAGAAAGCAUCUUGUCAGCAAGAGCUUUGACAGUGUUUUCCUAAUGUGCUGAGAUGACAGCCAUUAAGACUUUCCUGUUGUGCCAACGAUAUCUGGUCUCCCACUCUCUAGGCUUAAUUUUAAAAUUAGUUUGACUUCCCUAAUUCAAUAAACUCAGGACAUUUGGCCCCAUUAACAUUCUCCACACUAAUUUAUCACAGAUUUUUCUGCCUCACUUCAACUUGUUUUUCAUCCCUGAAAAACACUACCCUCCACCUCCAGAGUCAAACAGCUGAUAACGACAAAGUUAACCCAAGUACUAUGUACGCAGGUACCAAGCCUUUGAGGUAGGAUGAAUUUUCCGAGGUGUUCAAUGUCCUUAUCUUUCACUGAAAUCUAUGGGAGCUGAGGAAUUUCAUGGCAGAACACCAGCAGAAUGUGUAAGCAUGAGAUUUAAUUUAAGGUAGCUGAGUGUGCUCAAGUGUUUCACUAAAUUCUCAAGCAAUACUGACAAAUUUUACCCAGAGGCACAGCCUAAGUAGCUGUGCUGAAAAGGAAGGAUCUCCUCCCCAGCAAAGGGGCAAUAAAUCCUGGCUGUGGAUCAUCAGUCCUUAAA
This is a messenger RNA of Neopelma chrysocephalum (saffron-crested tyrant-manakin), 5535 nucleotides long. RefSeq names its product solute carrier family 2 member 2 (gene SLC2A2). Gene Ontology annotation, cellular component: brush border; membrane. The coding region runs from base 131 to 1711 and encodes 526 amino acids. NCBI's taxonomy places the organism in Eukaryota, Metazoa, Chordata, Aves, Passeriformes, Pipridae. The transcript is spliced from 11 exons. The record is from RefSeq and is a predicted model, not a curated record. Gene Ontology annotation, biological process: D-glucose transmembrane transport.